AUUUUACUACAUUUGUACUGCAGUAGUCCAUUGAGAAAACUGCGUCAUACAUUAAGUUUUUACCUCGUGCCAAAACAAAAAUUUAAUUAUAUCCAUCAUUUUUUCAUUAAAUUAACUAUAAAACAAGAAUGGCAAGUUUAGAAAUUAUUUUCGGAAUCAUUUCAUUAUUUCUGGCAAUUUAUUAUUAUUUUACUUCAACGUUCGAUUUUUGGAAAAUUCGUGGAGUACCUGGACCAAAGCCGAUACCAAUAUUUGGUAAUAUAAAAAAUGUAAUGCUUUUGAGGACGUCUAUGUGCCAUUAUUUAAAGAAACUCUGUGAGGAAUACAAACAUGAACCUAUGAUCGGAAUAUUCACUAGAAAAACACCUAUACUCAUUAUUCAAGAUCCAGAUCUUAUAAAGGAUGUUUUAAUAAGGGAUUUUUCUAAGUUUGCCAAUCGAGGAAUUCCUAUUCAUGAAAAGGCAGAACCAUUAUCUUCACAUCUCUUCAAUUUGGAAGUAGAAAGAUGGCGUCCAUUAAGAACAAGACUUUCGCCAGUAUUUACAUCUGGCAAAUUGAAAGAAAUGUUUCCCUUAAUAUUAGACUGUUCAAAACAUUUGGAACAAUAUCUGGAUAAACUGGUAUUAAGAGAAGAGUUUAUAGAAUGUCGUGAAUUAACAGCUAAAUAUACAACAGAUGUAAUAGGUAGCUGCGCUUUUGGUAUCGAAAUGAACGCAUUGUCUGAUGAAGAAAGCGAAUUUCGUCGAAUAGGUAGAAAAGUAUUUGCCAAUUCAUUUGGGCAAAUCUUAAGAUUUCGAUUUAGACAAAUUUUCCCACGAAUUUAUAAUUUAUUUGGUUUCAUAUUGCCACCAAUGGAAGUUACAACGUUUCUCACGAAUAUUAUCGUAAAUACAAUGAAAUAUAGACAGGAAAACAACAUUGUAAGGCCUGAUUUUGUUAAUAUGCUUAUAGAGCUUAAAAAACAUCCAGACAAAUUAGAAAAUAUUAAAUUAACGGAUACUUUAUUAACGGCACAAGCAUUUGUUUUCUUCAUUGCUGGAUUUGAAACUUCUUCGUCAGCUAUAAGCAAUGCACUUUAUGAAUUAGCUUUAAAUCCUGAAGUUCAAGAUAAGUUACGGCAAGAAAUUAAAGAAUAUUUCAAUAAACAUAAUGAAUUGAAAUACGAAUAUAUAAAAAAUAUGACAUAUCUGGAUUUAGUAUUUCGUGAAACAUUAAGAAAAUAUCCACCUGGACCACUUAUAUUAAGGAAAUCAAUAACUAAUUAUACUUUCAACAAUACAAAAGUUUCUAUACCAGAAAAGAGUUUUGUAUGGAUACCAUUAUAUGCAAUUCAUCAUGAUCCUAAGAUUUAUCCAAAUCCUGAUGCUUUUAUUCCUGAAAGAUUUAAUGAUGAUGCCAUUGCAACAAGACAUCCAAUGCACUAUUUACCUUUUGGUGAUGGACCCAGAAAUUGUAUUGGAGCACGAUUUGCAGUUUACCAAUCCAAAAUUGGUUUGAUAACAAUACUUUGGAAUUAUAAAGUUGAAGUUUGCAAUAAAACUAUGAUUCCAUAUGAAAUUAAUCCAGCUGCUUUCUUAUUAACACCAAAAGGAGGAAUAUAUUUAAAAUUUACAAAAAUAAAAAAUGAAGAGAUUUUAAACUGAUGAGAUUUUGAAAAGUUUAAAUUGGUUCUGAUAAUUCAAUGAAAAACAUUUCAAAAAAAUUUAUAUUUUUUAUUGAAUUAUCAGAAUCAACUAUAUUGAUAAGAGCUAUAUUUUGUUUAUGUAUUUCAUGAUAUAGUA
This is a messenger RNA of Apis laboriosa (Himalayan honeybee), 1781 nucleotides long. Its product is annotated as probable cytochrome P450 6a14. Bases 129 to 1643 code for a protein of 504 amino acids. Gene Ontology annotation, molecular function: oxidoreductase activity, acting on paired donors, with incorporation or reduction of molecular oxygen; heme binding; iron ion binding. The record is from RefSeq and is a predicted model, not a curated record. The transcript is spliced from 6 exons. NCBI's taxonomy places the organism in Eukaryota, Metazoa, Arthropoda, Insecta, Hymenoptera, Apidae.